AUGCGGGCUCAUCGCUUUUUCUUCAUUGCGGUACUCGGCUUGAUACCCGGCCCUAGCUCUCAGCAAAUUUCAGUUAUUACCCCAAAGUGUGAUAAAAAUGCAAACGUCAAGUUCAAUCCCGAAAAUUGCAAAACAGCUUUGAAACGGGUGCUAUACGAGCCCGGAAACAUCUUGGAUAAAGUGGAAACACACGUUGAAAGGGCUUCCGGAAGCUGCGUUAUAGUUUUCAGCUCGAAGAGUAAAGUGCCCAGCCCCAUCUCCAAAGAUUCAUUUGAACUCAGCAUCAAUAAGAUAUUGACACAAUGUAAGGAUACCGCCGGAUCCAUAUCUCACCCUUCUAUUUCAGGGGUCACUUUUCGGGUCAGACCCCGUGGCAAAGACCCGGUCUAUGAGGAAGACUUUCCAGCGGGAAAACCAGCGUGUUAUGAGGUUGCAGACGCAAGCAAAUCGCUCAGCGGAUUGAAAGCAGAUUGCGAUGUAGCCUACGAUGCAAUCUUCCGCUAUAACGACCAGUUUUUUUCGUUGGACGGGUACAACCCAACUAAUGUGGCCAGAAUAACAGUUGGAAUAUGUCAGGUACAAGUAUUCACAUCAGAUGGCUCAACCAUCAAGGCUUCCGUCCAACAACUUACCUCAACAUUCAAAAAAAUGACUGCUAAAUGUGAAAAGCGGUUUGGUGUCAUCAUUUCCAACACCGGGGCAACUGGAAGAAACGGAAGAGUAUUCCUGAGGACUGUCCCAGACAGCAAAAAGUAG
Molecule: messenger RNA, 756 nt
Organism: Puccinia graminis f. sp. tritici CRL 75-36-700-3
Lineage: Eukaryota; Fungi; Basidiomycota; Pucciniomycetes; Pucciniales; Pucciniaceae
Exons: 9
Coding region: 1-756 (251 amino acids)
Source: RefSeq, a predicted model, not a curated record